CUUUCCAGGAAAACGAGAUGUCAUAGACUUGGGCAUAGCCAACUGCUUCUUGUGCUGGGUUGAAUGUAAUCUAAAUUUAGGUGGGGAGUAUUCUAAUGUAGACGCAGUCGUCAGUUGGAAAAAUAGUUCCGCAAAAAUUUAAGGCAGGUAGACUGUGAGGUGUAAACACAUUUUUUUUAGCCUAUCACGUACCCACUGGGUACAGGAAGCCUAGGCUAGGCCUACAGAAAAUAUCUCCCGGUCGAUCGCUGCUGAGAAGAAUACCUAGUUCUCCUCACUCCCACACUAAUUUCAAGCAUCGCACUAACUGAUUUUGAUGUGGUCAUAACAUUAAGUCACCAAUGGCUUUUAGUAUUUUUGGAGGUUGUUCUAGAUCUACUUAUUUGUCAGGCAAAACGAACGUAAUUAGGCAAAACUUUGGCAAAGGGUUCAAUCAGUAACGAUAAAAAUAUCGAUAAAUGCGAAUCGAGAAUUCUACGCGCAUUGAGAAUGCGCAUCAAUAAAGAGUCGCCAUUUUGUCCUGUUAUUGUUUGCAUGCCAGUUGCUAAUUUUGGAGGGCGAUACGUUUGUUGUGAACCGUGACUGGUUGAAGCUGUCAAGCUGGAUAAAAUACCCGAGUAUCUAAGAGAUACAAUGGACUGGUUCAUGGGUGAGGUUCAAUUGUUGCUAAAAAGUUGUGAACAUUGUUUACGGUACGACGGUACGGACAGCACUGAACUAGAUCUAGUGUUUCGGUAUUUCACACCGUUUUACGGUACAGACAGGCCCUUUUGACGUUUUCUGUUUUUGUCUAGAGUUGACCAUAGUGUGUUGAAAACACCGUAAGAGACAUACUUUCUUCGUUCCCACCGUCAAAGUGAACAGCGGGGGAAAGGAAAGGGGUAAGAACAGCCCUCCAAAUCUGUGUUGUGAUUGGCCCAGUGAACGUGGUGGCGUGUCUUGGAUAAACGAAAAAAAAAGGCUGUCACCAGGACCUGUGAUACAUCUUCUUGUAGUCUGGCCAAGUGAGUGUGUAUGUGCGUCUUUCUGUCACAAAGAAGACCACACAUAUUUCAUCACCAUACCCGUCUGUGCGCGCGCGCGUAUGUGCGUCUGUCUGCCCCCGCGAGGCAGCAGAAUGGACAGCAUCAAUUUCUACUUCAAGUCUGAGGGUAAGAAAGAGAGCGGCGUCCGCUACCUCCUCCAGAGCAUCUACAUGUUCCAGAGCAAGAUCUGG
Aplysia californica (California sea hare) is the source of this 1216-nucleotide messenger RNA. Its product is annotated as MOB kinase activator 2. Lineage: Eukaryota; Metazoa; Mollusca; Gastropoda; Aplysiida; Aplysiidae. Gene Ontology annotation, molecular function: protein kinase activator activity. The record is from RefSeq and is a predicted model, not a curated record. Gene Ontology annotation, cellular component: cytoplasm; nucleus. Gene Ontology annotation, biological process: positive regulation of protein phosphorylation; signal transduction.